UUGACUCCCUUUCUGCCAACUCAGACACAUCCUAUUGGUCCUUGCUGUGCACCCGAGUCACAGGGAAGAUUAGCCUUCUCCACCGCCUCAGGUUGAUUUUUUUAUUCCUCUUUUAGUUAUCUUAAGCCCUAAUUUCGAUUGACCACCUCACUAUUUCGGUUAAACAGAAAUUCGAGAACCAAGAUUGAAUAUCUGCAUAAUCCUUUUCAUCAAUCGCUUAUACUCCGAACUCAUACCCUUAAGAAGACGGUGGUGAUGUCGGAGAAGUUUUCAGCUACGUUAAGAAUUGGCGAUUUGAACGAUUUCAUAGCACCGUCGCAGGGUUGUGUAAUUAAAACUGAGAAUGUAGGGAAAGCAAGGAUUGCUCCUAAAGUAGAUAAAACUGAGCCCGUGAAGAUCUCGCUCAAAGACUGCUUAGCGUGCAGUGGGUGCAUAACAUCUGCAGAGACGGUUAUGCUCGAGAAGCAGAGCUUAGAUGAGUUUCUUUCUAACCUUGACAAAGGAAAAGCUGUAAUUGUCUCCCUUUCUCCUCAAUCUAGAGCUUCUCUUGCUGUUCAUUUUGGCAUUUCUCCCCUUCAGGUUUUUCAAAAGCUUACAACAUUUUUGAAGUCUUUGGGAGUGAAAGCCGUAUUUGAUACAAGCAGCAGUAGGGAUUUGACACUUAUAGAGUCUUGUAAUGAAUUCCUAACACGAUAUAAACAGAGUAAAUCAGCUGAUGAUAAGAAGUCGAAAUCAGCCCUUCCUAUGAUUUCAUCUGCAUGUCCAGGCUGGAUAUGCUAUGCCGAAAAAACACUUGGAUCAUAUAUUCUUCCACAUAUUUCUUCAGUGAAAAGUCCUCAACAAACAAUUGGAGCUGCCAUUAAGAACCACCUGUGCGAAAGAUUAUCUAUUAGGCCAGAGGAGGUAUAUCAUGUCACCGUGAUGCCUUGUUAUGACAAAAAGCUUGAGGCUGCUCGGGAUGACUUUAUAUUCCAGGUGGAUUCUGAUGGUGAAAGAGUUACAGAGGUUGACUCAGUUUUGACAACUGGAGAGGUUUUAGAUCUAAUUCAGUUGAAAGCAGUUGAUCUUACAACCUUGGAGGAAUCUCCAGUUGAUAACCUAUUGUCAAACGUAGAUGAGGAAGGUAAUCUAUAUGGUGUCCGUGGAAGCUCUGGAGGAUAUGCUGACACAAUACUACGAAAUGCUGCAAAGGUUGUUUUUGGAAAGGAAAUUGAAGGUCCUCUUGAGUUUAAGACGAUAAGGAAUGCAGAUUUUCGCGAAGUGACUCUUGAAAUAGACGGUAAAAUUGUGUUGAGAUUUGCACUGUGUUAUGGGUUUAGGAACCUCCGUAACAUUGUUACGAAAAUAAAAUCUGGGAAGUGUGAAUAUCAUUUCUUGGAGAUUAUGGCAUGCCCUUCAGGAUGCCUAAAUGGUGGCGGUCAAAUCAAACCCAAACCUGGGCAAUCUGCAAAAGAUUUGAUUCAAGUGUUGGAGACAACAUAUUCUGAAAAUGUAUUGGUGGCCAAUCCUUUCGAAAACCCGGGAGUCAAAAGGUUAUAUGAUGACUGGCUUGGAUAUCCUGGUUCGGAGAAAGCAAAGAGACAUCUUCAUACAGAAUACCAUCCUCUCGUUAAAAGCAUUUCCUCUCAGUUGCAGAACUGGUGAGAAUUGUUCGAUUUUGGCUGAUGAGAUAUUCAGUUGACCAUGUGGUAAUAAGGUUCACUAGCACACGAACCCGUUCUUGUUCUUUUAGCUUUAUAGCAAUGGUGUUUAUACAACCUUUUUUUUUGUUUCCUUUUUUGGUAGUCAGAUCAUGUCCAAUAGGAAUCCAAUUUUGUUAGGAUAUUUUCUGUAUAGGUAAUUUGUCAAAUGUCAUAAAUAUGUGGUCUACCGAUCUUUUUAUUUAUAUUGAUGAACGAAACAUUGUAUAACUUAUUAUCCGAGCCAUCUCCUGUAAGCGAAGGUUCUUGACUUGUAAAGAUACGUUUCAUUGCUCCUAUUUCUGUAGAAUCGGUUUUUGAAUACGAUGUUGUUCGAUAUUUUUAAAUUUCAAAAUAUUGCUGA
This is a messenger RNA of Erythranthe guttata (spotted monkey flower), 2043 nucleotides long. It is a transcript of the gene NAR1, whose product is annotated as ferredoxin hydrogenase. The record is from RefSeq and is a predicted model, not a curated record. NCBI's taxonomy places the organism in Eukaryota, Viridiplantae, Streptophyta, Magnoliopsida, Lamiales, Phrymaceae.